This is a messenger RNA of Nicotiana tabacum (common tobacco), 1014 nucleotides long. The record is from RefSeq and is a predicted model, not a curated record. NCBI's taxonomy places the organism in Eukaryota, Viridiplantae, Streptophyta, Magnoliopsida, Solanales, Solanaceae.
AUGGCCUCAAGCAGGCCUCUAGACAGGUUUUCCAAGUUGUCUGAGGCCUUGCUCAAUAAAGGCUACAUUCCUAGUAAAAAUGACUACUCUUUAUUCCUCAAGUCCACUGGCAGUUCCCUCACAGUUCUAGCUGUUUAUGUUGAUGACAUCCUUCUAGCUGGUGAUGAUGUUUCUGAGCUGGAUGAUGUCAAAGCUUUCCUUGAUGCUCAGUUUAAAAUCAACGACCUAGGGUCUAUUCACUAUUUUUUGGGCCUGGAAGUCACUAAAGUUGCUGCUGUUUUUCUUAUGACUCAAUACAGAUUUACCUCUGAUUUACUUUCAGAGUUUCAUUGCCAGAAUUUUUCCUCUGUGAUCACUCCUCUCGAUGGCUCUGUCAAACUCUCAACUGAUAUGGGGGAGCCACUGUCUGAUCCUAGUAUUUAUAGGAGGAUAGUUGGCAAACUUAAUUUUCUACAACACAUAAGACCUGAUAUUGCUUUCUCAGUACAACAUCUUAGUCAAUUCCUCCAAGCUCCUCAAGUCCCUCACAUACUUGUUGCUAUCCAUGUUCUGAGGUACUUAUCUGCUACCCCAGCUAUGGGUAUUCUCCUCUCUCCUGAUGCUGAUUUUACUCUCAAGGCUUAUUCUGAUUCCGACUGGGCAGCUUGUGCCAUGUCCAGGAAGUCUGUCUCUAGUUAUUUUAUUACUCUUGAUGGUUGCCCUGUUUCUUGGAAGAGCAAGAAGCAACAAACUGUAUCACUGUCCUCUGUUAAGGCUAAAUGUAGGGCCAUUCGACAAGUAGUUGUUGAGAUGUCAUGGUUAAUCAGGUUACUUGCUGAUUUGGUGUCUCUAUUUCUCAUCAUGUUCCUGUUUUUUGCGACAACCAGGCUGCCCUACACAUUGCUAAGAACCCAGUCUUUCAUGAGCGCACCAACCACAUCGAGAUUGACUGUCAUUAUGUGUGCGACAAUGUUACUUCUGGUUUGGUCUCCCUUCAUUAUGUUGCAAGUGCUGUGCAACUGGCUGAUAUCAUGA